Messenger RNA from Boeremia exigua, 1969 nucleotides. RefSeq lists its product as uncharacterized. Lineage: Eukaryota; Fungi; Ascomycota; Dothideomycetes; Pleosporales; Didymellaceae. The annotation marks the transcript as partial. The transcript is spliced from 3 exons. Gene Ontology annotation, biological process: hyaluronan biosynthetic process; extracellular matrix assembly. The record is from RefSeq and is a predicted model, not a curated record. Gene Ontology annotation, molecular function: hyaluronan synthase activity.
CAUGAACCCACUUACAGUUUGCACAGAUUUUCAACGGCUUUGCUCAUUUUUCUAUUCACUUGCAUCUCCAGAGCCUGAAGAUGUGCGUAAAAAUGACUCCGCAGAGGCAGAAACCCAAGGUCUUGUGACCACGUUCACCAAAGUCUAUAAUCUCAUCGGCUGCGUAGUUGCAACUGUGCUUUACUUCUACCUUACACUAUACUGGUCCGAUUAUCUCUAUACUUUUGACACAAUCCUCACUGUUUAUCUAGCAGAAUACUGCGGUUGGGCUAACGAGAGAGUUCGAAAACAUGGUCAAAGAUAUCAACAAGAAAAAAGCGAGAUUCCUCUCGAUCUGAAUAUGGCAGAGAAGGGGGAACACGGCAUGCAUCCCAAGAAGUUGCACCUCGGUUGCAUUGCUGCAAUCGUAGGAUAUCGCGAGGAUCCAGAUAUAUUCAAGAAGGCUCUCGAAAGUUACUUGGAUGCUGAGGGCUGUCAGUUCGUGCUGACCUGCAUUGAUGGUAACGAGCCAAAGGACGACGAUAUGGUUGACAUAUUUCGAAAAGUCUACCCCAGUCACUCGGCAGUUCUCAAUCUCCCCAUUCCGCUCGUGGAUAUUGCACUGCAGAUGGACCGCGACAUUGACACGCGGGGCUACGACACAAGCGUUGUUGAUAAAUGUGUCACUUUGGCCAAGCAGACCUUGCUCGAAAAUCAAAUCCAUCUUACCGGCCCUAAUGCCGUAACGCAUUUAUGUGUUACCCAGCCUCACAUGCACAAGAAGGGUAUCAUGUUUACUUCCUUCAUCAUUUGUUUUGCUGUAUCUGAACUUCUGGACAUCGAGUUUGUGUGGACCUCCGACUCGGAUUCCAUGGUCUACAGAGACACCAUCAAGACAACAAUUGAAACCAUUCAUGGGGAUGACAAGUGCGCAGGAGCCAGUACCGCGCUGAAUAUCCACAACCGCAAGGACAAUCUUGUCACGACGCUAGGGAAUACGAUCUACCUGAACGAUUUGCAUCUUUCAAGGUGCUUUUCAAGUGCUGUGGGCUCCAACGACUGCCAGAGUGGGCCUUGUGCAGCGUUUCGCAUCAAGUCCCUUAAGCCUGAACUUUUGAGGUGGUACAAGCAGACUGUGUUUGGAAACUGGAUGAUCGUCAAUGAAGAUAGGCAUAUGACUACUCGUCUACUUCUCCUAGGCUAUCGCGUCCGCUAUAUCCCGCACGCAAUAACUGCUACUGAAACACCUGUCACUCUCCGUCGCUGGCUCCUGCAGCAAGUUCGCUGGGCUCGAGCUGUGCACAUCGAGUCUUAUGUCCAUCCAACCAUGUACCUCCAUCAACCACCGCUCUUCUUCUAUGCUGCAUUGCGGCGGGAGGUCACGUCCUUUAUCAUUUUUACAACAAUGAUGUCGUACUUCCUUGUCGGCGUCAGCCCUUUCAUGCGAUUUGUACCCAGGGACUUCAUAGCAAAGUUCUUGUUGACCGCUGUUUAUCUGAAGACAAGGAAUCCUAUCAAUCCUACGUGGGGCGAGUGGGUGUGGUCCAUCCCGGCUGCGCUAUUCUACAUGAUACCGCUGCCAGCAAUUCAGGCCUGGAGUUUCGUAACAAUGCUUGCUAAUGAAUGGGGUACGUCAAUGCGAGGCGACUUAGAGAAAGAGCAGGAGGAUCGAUGGAGAGAGGUAAAGAAGAAGGCGUGGGAGGUGGGGUUCUUCGUCGUUUGGAUGGGUGUUAUUGGUGGGGUAGUUGGUCGUUACAUCAGCUCUGAAUUGGAGUUAGAUGUAUCAACGAGUAAAUUAUGCUUGGGGUUGGGUACGACAGUCAUGUGGACGGUGUCUGGAUAUUGGUUUAUGAUCAUCAAAGAGUGAGAAAGUUGAGAGGACGCCGAGACAAGGCAGCCUCCUAAUCAGCGUUUUGAAGACUGGCAACUCAGGGAUGAAAGUGUGCAAGGAUUUGAGUAAUCAUUUAGAUAUGCCAUCAUCAUAAUGACA